Messenger RNA from Fusarium musae, 2067 nucleotides. RefSeq lists its product as uncharacterized. The transcript is spliced from 3 exons. The record is from RefSeq and is a predicted model, not a curated record. Lineage: Eukaryota; Fungi; Ascomycota; Sordariomycetes; Hypocreales; Nectriaceae. The coding region runs from base 1 to 2067 and encodes 688 amino acids.
AUGAUCUCUGCGCCCAAUAUUGAGGUUGCCGAGUGUCACCAUCUCGCCUGGUGCAUUGGACGAGUCUGCGCUGUUCGCCCGGGAUCACUCGCCAGAAGUGACAAUAAACCAGCGAAUUCGCCUCAAAAGCCGUUCUUGAUUUGGAGAGAUAUCGAAUUGUCUCGGGACGAUCAACAAGGAAGGUUCACUGCGAGAUUGCAUUUCCGAAACCUGAAAACCAACUACGAAGAUCCAGAGAAGUCAAGGAGUAAAACAGUACAGGCUUCUACAUUGACAUGUAUCAUCAAGUCGCCCCAAAACACUGAGAACAUGGUAUUCUCAGUCCCUCACCGGCUCUUGACCAUGGCUUUUCGCCGCGGGAUUCUUGUUGGCAUUGAAACUCUUGACCAACUGUUCAGUUCCGCAACCAAGUAUAUCUCGAUCAAGCCAGAGUUCCUCGACAAGCCUGUGUUCCUUGCCGCUAGCCCUCGAGGCCUGAAAGUCACCGAGGAGCCGAUGAGAGCUACUGCCCUCACCCAAUACGUCUCUCUUCGAGGCCAGAAGAUUGGGUAUGCCCAAGAUCUCACAUUCUACUCCUUCCGCCGGCGUGCAGCUACCGAUCUCACUCGCAAGAUUGGCGGUGACGCUGCACGUUCCCUUAUGAACCACGAUCCCGAUUUCCGUACGCUUGAAAAGUACUACCUAUCGUUAGAAGACACGCUAGAUGUCAGCGGUUUGGCUUUAGAUGAGGUCAGCGGUGACACGGGUGGCCAUACAGAGGAAAUGCUUAAAAGUGGCCAUGAGUUGGCUAUCCACGUCCUUACCGAUGAAAGGGCCAGAAAGAUCCACGGGCCAGCCCUCAACGCGUUAAUGAGCCAAAUGAUGCUCGGUGACGCGAACUACCCGGCUCUCGCAUCCGCCAAAGAGCUUCGAAACUACAAGCGAGUAGUUCGCCGAGCUGCAAUCAAGACUCUUCUUGCCCAGGAGGUCCAGGAUCAACGUCGUGAGAUGAGUCAAACCGACUAUGACGAGCGCGUACACCGCCUGGAGAGAUCGCGCCUCGUUGAACUUGUUCUGAAGAAGGCCCGGCAGAAUCUAGCAGCUCCCGACCCUAUUGCCGAAGGUGAAAGUCCGAGUGAUGAACCUCCUGCUGCGGUGGAUGCGACCACUGGUUUAUUCAUCCACAAUGUUGAAGAACUGCCCGAGCAGGACCUGGAUGAUCAGAUCAACAACACUGAUGGUCCUGGAGUGAUCCACAGAGAGCUUGAUGAGGACGAACCCGAAGCCAACGAAGAUAUCCCUUACCUCGAGGCUGCCAAGGCAUUUAUGCAACUCAUUCUGUCCAACACAAUGAGUGAGUACCGGAAUUUGAGAAAGAAUGGUGUUCCUUGCCCUCAAUGCCAAGAUGAUGAGACAAUCAGCCAGGAACUCAAGAAUAAAAGGUACUACGAUUCCACUCACCUUUAUGAUCAUGAAAGAUCCAAGCUCCACCUGCCGAAGCAAAAAUGGGUGAGACGAGUCACCUUGGCUUUCGAGGCCUCCGGCGACAAGCGCAUAACCUGUCCAUAUUGCAAACGUCUCGGUAAAGAUUCUCAAUUCUUCCACGUCAAGGCUCUGGUGAAACAUAUCACCUACGGAAGAUUUGGUGCUGAACAUGACCGCCUAAAGCGUGCGGAUGGCUGGUACGAUGCUGGCUGGGAAAAGCACCUCGAGUCAAAGUCAAAGACCUUUCGUAAGAACCAAGAAAGGCAGCGCCAGGUAAAGAUGGCCGCUCUAAACAUCAGAUAUAGCCAAUAUGAGCCAGCACCCGCACCUAUCCCUCACCCAACCAGGGCUGGAAUUGUUUUUGCUCCCGGCUCACGCCCAGUCACUCGGGCUGGAGUGAAGGUAGUAUCGAAUGACGAUAUACUCAAGCCCCAGCAAAUCCCUGACCGCCACAAGUCAGCGAUCAGAGUCGGUGAUAUCAAUGAACCGUUCAACGUUCCCAAAGGCCUUGAAGGCUUGAUCAAAACUACCCGAAUGAAAUUCCCAACCAUUGAUCCAGAGGAAGGAACAGGUGGUGGCAACCUACGAAGGGAAGGAGAUUGA